AUGUAUGGUGUGUUUUUUGCCACCUCCUUCCUGGAUCUGUACCGCAGCCCUCGGCAGGUCUCCACCUCCUCGCUCAGCCUGACAGUCACGGUGGACAGCGAUGAACAGUAUCUGUUCCUGGUGCGCGCUGUCUCUCCCUUCCUGGGUCCUCCCUCUGACUACUCUGUGGUGAAAAUGAUCCCCGACGAGAGGCUGCCGCCCAGGAACCUCCACCGUGUGCGAGUAGACAAGACGCAGGCCACGCUGAAGUGGCAGCCGCCGUACGACUCGCCGAACUCAACUCUGGUACGAUCCGGCCUCGUUUUAGCGUUGAUAAGCAUCAGGAGGGAGUGUGAGGACAACAAGCAGACUCUCUGCUUCUCUAAUUACAGAGACAUUAUCAGUCAGGUUUAUUUGGAGGAAUUUCACCAAUAAAAAGCAAAAAGCACAUGGCCCAAAACUUUACAUAAAUUAUCUAAAAGUUACAAGGAAAUACGUGAAAAAAAGCAA
Molecule: messenger RNA, 489 nt
Organism: Plectropomus leopardus (leopard coralgrouper)
Lineage: Eukaryota; Metazoa; Chordata; Actinopteri; Perciformes; Serranidae
Source: RefSeq, a predicted model, not a curated record